Molecule: messenger RNA, 2853 nt
Organism: Megalopta genalis
Lineage: Eukaryota; Metazoa; Arthropoda; Insecta; Hymenoptera; Halictidae
Product: nucleolar GTP-binding protein 1
Molecular function (GO): GTP binding
Source: RefSeq, a predicted model, not a curated record
CGUCCUUUCUAUACGAUUGCAAUAUCUGUGCAAUGUCGUCGUACACGUGUUUUUGUCCUGUACACGGUUAGGAACGCGUUUAUAAUUAAAAACCGGGCGCAUUGUUAUUGCACGACUUGUGCAAUUUGAUAUUUUUCUGAAGUGGUGAUUUUUGAAGAACACGCAACAAUGGCUUUGUACAACUUCAAGAAAAUUGCGGUGGUCCCCACCGCAAAGGACUUCAUCGACAUAAUAUUGUCGAAGACACAGCGUAAAACGCCCACGGUUGUCCACAAGAAUUAUAAAAUCACCAGGAUACGAUCGUUUUAUAUGCGCAAAGUGAAGUUCACACAGCAGAAUUUCCACGACAGAUUGUCCCAAAUAAUACAAGAAUUUCCCAAACUCGACGAUGUUCAUCCGUUUUAUGCCGAUUUAAUGAACGUUUUGUACGACAAAGAUCACUACAAAUUAGCCUUGGGUCAGAUAAAUAUAGCAAGACAUUUAAUCGACAGCGUAUCAAAGGAUUACGUGCGUUUAAUGAAGUUCGGAGAUUCUCUGUACCGAUGUAAACAACUGAAGAAGGCUGCCUUGGGUCGUAUGGCCACCAUUAUGAAAAGGCAGGCAGCGAAUCUGGCUUAUCUCGAACAAGUUCGUCAGCACUUGGCCAGGUUACCCAGUAUAGACCCCUAUACACGUACCAUUAUAAUCUGUGGCUUCCCAAAUGUUGGUAAAAGCAGUUUCAUAAACAAGAUCACGCGAGCCGACGUUGAAGUUCAGCCGUACGCGUUCACAACGAAAUCAUUGUACGUCGGUCACAUGGAUUACAAAUACUUGAGGUGGCAAGUGAUCGACACUCCCGGAAUCCUAGAUCACUCUCUUGAAGAUCGAAACGUCAUAGAAAUGCAAGCAAUAACUGCGUUAGCACACUUGCGAGCAGCUGUACUUUAUUUCUGCGACAUUUCAGAGCAAUGUGGUCACACGUUGGACGAACAGGUGAAGCUGUUCGAAUCUAUCAAACCUCUUUUUGCGAACAAACCGUUGACGGUUGUAUUAAAUAAAGUAGACGUCUUACGGUUGGAGGAACUUCCAGAGGAAAAACAAACGCUUCUGAAAUCGUUGGAAGAUAAAGAAGUGCCUGUAUUAGAGAUGAGCACGAUAACCGACUUCGGGGUGAUGGACUUGAAAAUACAGGCUUGCGAACGUCUGUUGACCUACCGUGUCGAUCAAAAGAUACGAACGAAGAAGGUGGAUGGACUGCUGAAUCGUCUGCACGUCGCGCAACCGGUGCCAAGGGACGACAAGGUCCGCGCGCCGUGCAUUCCGGAGAGCGUUCUGAAGAAGAGGCAAGCGGCUGCAGAACAGAUGGCGAGAAAACGGAAAUUGGAGCGACACAUAGAAGAAGAACAGGGCGACGAUUACGUCCUGGACUUGAAGAAGAAUUAUGAUAUCGAGGGAGACCAGAAAUUCGACAUUAUCCCCGAAAUCUGGGAGGGCCACAAUAUCGCCGAUUAUAUCGACCCAGAUAUAUUCGAGAAAUUGAACCAACUCGAGAGGGAGGAACAGCUUCGAGAAGAGGCUGGUAUGUACGACUACAAGGUGCCGGAGUUGUCCGACACGAUGAAGGAGAUCGUGCAGUUGGCCAAGCAGAUUCGGGACAAGAAGGCGAUCAUGAAGGACGAGGCGAUGAUCCAGAAGGCCUCGACGAAACCUGUAAUGCCGCGCACGGCAGUGGCAAGAGGCCGAGACAGAUCGGUAACGAAGCUGAAGGAGCAAAUGGAAGACCUGGGCAUCGACAUGGAGGGUACCGAGGAGGCGCACUUCAUGAAAACAAGGGGCCGAUCAAGGUCGCUGUCUCAGCCGGCCAAGAAACGCAUGCGUGUGGACUCUGUCUCGCAGUCGCGAGCUCGAAGCAAUUCGAGACCGGCUCGCGACGACAUGGGCGUGAAGAACGUCGCCAUGAAGACGAAGCUGAAGAACAUAGCGCACAAGGCGCUGAAGAAGAAGAUCGCGAAGAAGGGUCUGAAGGGCGAGGCGGAUCGAUUCAUCGGCACGAAGAUGCCGAGACACUUGUUCUCCGGAAAGAGGGGCACCGGCAAGACGGACCGAAGAUAAUCGUAUUCGUUUCUCGCUAACGUUUAUGAGUAGGAGAUUGGUGUGUUUCAAACUACCGAAUGAAUUAAACUCCGCCGCGAACGUUUGUCAACCGGCGAAAAGCAGAACGCGAUUAGCCCGGAAUUAAAAGCGCGGCAGAUACCGCAACAAUAUGAAUGAAUUGUCUACGAUUGCAUAACUCUCCGGUUCGCCGGCGACCUUCGGCCCCGCUCGGGGCAAGCGACAUCGUGCGCCCGGCGAAACUUUAUUGCUGUCGCGCGACGAUAACCCCUCGCGGCUACACAGCUUACAAGACCCGUUGUUCAGCGGAUUUCUGUCGCUUGCCAUGUGUAACACCGCCGAUAACGACGAUUGUCGCGUUGAGCAACGUCUCUCUCGUUGCCUCAUAAAUGUCGGAGAACGUUGCAGGAUCGGAUUCGGAGCUGCAUCGGAUGGAGAAAAGGUUGCCCGCGAAAAGUUCUGCGGUCGAGACACACGGUUACUACUAAACGCUCUGUUAUAUAAAUAACGAAUAAAUUUUUAUUUCGUCGUUACAUCAUCGAUGGCCGAUUAGAGAAGAUAUAAAGAGUAACGCGAGUCGACCGGAAGUCGGUUCGCGAAGGACAGCCCGACGCGGGCAGCGGUCUGUCGACGAAUUUGCGACGUAACGGCGCACACGUUUCGUAUGCCUCGCGGGACGUGGAAAAGGAGUAACGUCUAGAUGUUUCUUUUUAUUGAUGUGAAAAAUAUACAAUAGAUGCGUGAUAUGCGUACGUAAAGGAG